Messenger RNA from Ficedula albicollis (Collared flycatcher), 1159 nucleotides. It is a transcript of the gene KAZALD1, whose product is annotated as Kazal type serine peptidase inhibitor domain 1. Gene Ontology annotation, molecular function: insulin-like growth factor binding. Gene Ontology annotation, cellular component: extracellular region. The transcript has 5 exons. The coding region runs from base 144 to 1046 and encodes 300 amino acids. The record is from RefSeq and is a predicted model, not a curated record. Gene Ontology annotation, biological process: regulation of cell growth; regulation of signal transduction. NCBI's taxonomy places the organism in Eukaryota, Metazoa, Chordata, Aves, Passeriformes, Muscicapidae.
CCCGCCGCCACGGCCACCGCGCACCCGCGGCCCCGGCACCGGCAAAUCCGGCCAGGAUGGCUCCUCAGAUCUAGAAAGGGAGACCAGAGCAGUGCCAGAAAUCCCCAUCCAAGUGGCAGUGGGAUUGGGAUAGAGGAAUUGCCAUGGGGAUGUCUGAAGCCAAGCCCCUCAGCAUCUCUUGCCUCGUGCUUUCCUUGCUUUCCUUGCACUGGGCUUUGCUCCAGCUGGGCCAGGCUUUCCCCAGCACCUCUGAGUACCUGCAGCGGGGCUGGCAGCGGCUGCUGGAGGAAGGGGAGGGCUGCACCGAGUGCCAGCCGGAGGAGUGCCCGGUGCCACGCGGGUGCCUGGCUGGCACAGUGCGGGAUGCCUGCGACUGCUGCUGGGAAUGUGCCAACCUGGAGGGACAGAUCUGUGACCUGGACAACACCAACCACUUCUACGGCAAGUGUGGGGAGCACCUGGAGUGCCGCCUGGACGCCGGGGACCUGCGGCACGGAGAGGUGCCCGAGCCCCAGUGCGCCUGCCUCUCCCAGCUGGCACUCUGCGGCUCUGACGGCAAAACCUACGCCCAGAUCUGCAGGUUCCUGGAGGCUGCCCGUGCCCACCCCGAUGCCAACCUCACUGUGGCCCAUGAAGGUCCCUGCGAGUCAGAGCCUCAGAUCACCUCUCCUCCCUAUGACACUUGGAACAUCACCGGGCAGGAUGUUGUCUUCGGCUGCGAGGUCUUUGCCUACCCCAUGGCAUCCAUUGAGUGGAGGAAGGAUGGCACAGAGAUGCUGCUGCCUGGAGAUGACCCCCACAUCUCUGUCCAGUUCAGAGGCGGCCCCCAGAAAUACGAAGUGACAGGCUGGCUGCAGAUCCAGGGCGUGCGGGUGACGGACGAGGGCACGUACCGCUGCUUCGCCAGGAACAGGGUGGGGGAGGCGGUGGCGUUGGCCAGCCUGACUGUCUUCACCCCAGACCAGCUCAACCUGACAGACUUCUCCCUGCCGAAGCCUCACAUGACACCUGAGGACUACGGGGAGAGUGAUGAGGACUACUACUAGCCCAGAGAUGGCGUGUCCAGCUGCAGAGAUCACCUUGCCCACAUCAACCCUUCCCUGGGCUUGGGGACAUCUCUGGAGCAAGCACCCUCAGCCCAAAACUCCUUCUCUGAACA